UCCCGUGUUCGCUGCCUUUGCUGUUCGCCUUGUGGCCGACCCUCGAGCCGCGCUGCACGUCGAGGGCCUGUCCGUCCACACUUUCUCGCACCGCUGGGCCAGCUCCAGGGUCUUCGGUAUGGACCUUCUUCACUUCCUGGCCUUCCUCUUUGUCCUGCUGCUCUCUGGGACGGGAGCCACAGGCACUUUGAGGACCUCCCUGGACCCAAGCCUGGAGAUCUAUAAGAAGAUGUUUGAGGUGAAGCGGCGGGAGCAGCUGUUGGCACUGAAGAACCUGGUACAGCUGAAUGAUGUCCACCAGCAGUACAAGAUCCUUGAUGUCAUGCUCAAGGGGCUCUUUAAGGUGCUGGAGGACUCCCGGACAGUGCUCAUUGCUGCCAAUGUGCUCCCAGAUGGGCCCUUCCCCCAGGAUGAGAAGCUGAAGGAUGCUUUCUCCCACGUGGUGGAGAACACGGCCUUCUUCGGCGAUGUGGUACUGCGCUUCCCAAGGAUUGUGCACCAUUACUUUGACCACAACUCCAACUGGAACCUCCUUAUCCGCUGGGGCAUCAGCUUCUGCAACCAGACGGGCGUCUUUGACCAGGGACCCCACUCGCCCAUCCUCAGCCUGAUGUCCCAGGAGCUGGGGAUCAGUGAGAAAGAUUCCGACUUCCAGAACCCAUUUAAAAUAGAUCGCACAGAGUUCAUUCCCGGCACCGACCCUUUCCAGAAGGCCCUGAGAGAAGAAGAGAAACGUCGGAAAAAAGAGGAGAAGCGGAAAGAGAUCCGAAAAGGCCCAAGGAUCUCGAGAUCCCAGUCUGAGUUGUAGCCUUGGAGCGGCUCUGGGCUCAAGGGCACCAGGAGGUGCCAGUCAGGAGGAAGAGGAGGCGGCGGGGUGGCCGUGGUGCAGCAGCAGCAGCUGUGGUGGUGAGCGCCAGCCACUUCCAGACAUGGAGGCCACAUUUGCUCUGCCCCCUGGAGCCAGGUCUGAGCCCAGCUGAAGGGACUGAACCUAAGAGAGCUGGAUUUCCUCCUAGGGGCCUUCAGAGGACACUGUGCCGCAGACACGACCCUGUGGAGACUGCUGGGGUUGGGUGGAGGGGAUCCUGGCCUGGACCUUCCUGGUGGGUUAGGACCACUGGCCGGCUGGCUGCCACCCUUUGUGGGGAAGCAGCAGAGCCAGGUUCUGAGCCAUGGGUGAAGGUACCACCCCUGCUGCUGGCCCCACUUGUCACUGAGCUGCCCAGCACAGGUCCCAGUCCCUCUACAGAGAUAAUAAAAGCCAGCAAACCCUUUGGACUGAC
Molecule: messenger RNA, 1283 nt
Organism: Propithecus coquereli (Coquerel's sifaka)
Lineage: Eukaryota; Metazoa; Chordata; Mammalia; Primates; Indriidae
Gene: CCDC134
Product: coiled-coil domain containing 134
Exons: 7
Coding region: 119-808 (229 amino acids)
Source: RefSeq, a predicted model, not a curated record